This is a messenger RNA of Syzygium oleosum, 1668 nucleotides long. Its product is annotated as protein DJ-1 homolog B-like. The transcript has 8 exons. Gene Ontology annotation, cellular component: nucleus; cytosol. The record is from RefSeq and is a predicted model, not a curated record. Lineage: Eukaryota; Viridiplantae; Streptophyta; Magnoliopsida; Myrtales; Myrtaceae. Gene Ontology annotation, molecular function: protein deglycase activity. Gene Ontology annotation, biological process: protein deglycation, glyoxal removal; guanine deglycation, glyoxal removal. The coding region runs from base 83 to 1423 and encodes 446 amino acids.
AUUAUCGCUCUAACGCUCAGCUCCAGCUCACUAAGAAAAUCAUGCGACGCCUGUAGAGGACAGCAGCGUAUAAAACCCCCCAAUGGCGUUGCGCCACGCUGUCGCUCCACACCAUUCUCCCUUCGCUUCGAGACCCCCGCUCUCGCCUGCCACUUUCGCUACCGGAAUCGCUCCUCCUCCUCCAAAGAAGACCAACGCUCGCCUCUCCUUCUCCGUAUCCGCUUCGUCAAUGGCUUCUCCUCCUCCUAAGAAGGUUUUGGUCCCGGUGGCCGACGGAAGCGAGCCGCUCGAGGCGGUGGUGACGAUCGACGUGCUGCGGAGGGCCGGGGCCGACGUCACCGUGGCUUCGGCGGAGGAGCAGCUCCGCGUGGACGCGUGCGAAGGCAUGAAGAUCGUCGCCGACGCGCUGAUCUCCGACUGCGCCGACACGGCCUUCGAUCUCAUCGCGCUACCUGGAGGAUUGCCCGGUGCUUCUUCCCUCAGGGACUGUAAGAUUUUGGAAAACCUGGUGAAGAAACAAGCUGCAGAUGGCCGGCUGUAUGCUGCUAUCUGUGCAUCGCCUGUGGUGGUGCUAGGAUCGUGGGGUUUGCUUAAGGGAUUGAAAGCAACUUGUGCUCCAAUUUUCAUGGAGCAAUUAUCAUCUUUGGCUACAGCCGUCGAAUCCAGGGUGCAGGUAGAUGGCAAAACGGUCACCAGUCGUGGACCUGGUACUACUAUGGAGUAUGCUGUUACCUUAGUAGAGCAAUUGUUUGGAAAAGAGAAGGCGGAAGAAGUUGCUGGACCACUGGUGAUGCGCUCCAAUCAUGGUGAUGAAUAUCAUAUAUUGGAACUGAAUCCGAUGGACUGGACUUUUAAUCGAGGCCCUCAGCCUCAGAUUCUGGUGCCUAUUGCCAAUGGCUCAGAGGAAAUGGAAGCUGUUAUCAUCAUUGAUGUUCUGCGGCGAUCAAAAGCAAAUGUUGUAGUAGCCUCUGUUGAGGAUAAAGUUGAGAUUGAGGCAUCUCGCAAAGUGAAACUAGUUGCAGACAUGCUCUUUGAUGAGGCUUCUAAACUCUCAUAUGAUCUUAUUGUGUUGCCUGGAGGAUUGGGUGGAGCUCAGGCAUUUGCUAAGUGUGAAAAAUUAGUCAAUUUACUGAAAAAGCAGAAGGAAUCAAAUAGACCAUAUGGAGCGAUAUGUGCAUCCCCCGCUUUAGUUCUGGAGCCUCAUGGUUUGUUGAAGGGAAAGAAGGCUACAGCUUUCCCCGCGAUGUGCAAUAAGUUGUCGGAUGCGAGCGAAGCUGAAAACAGAGUGGUGGUGGAUGGCAACCUCAUAACAAGCAGAGGGCCUGGAACAUCCAUGGAAUUUGCAUUGGCGAUAGUGGAAAAGUUCUUUGGGCGCAAGAAGGUGUUAGAGCUCACAAAGGCCUUUAUCUUUACUCAUCCGUAGAGCCCUUCUUGACUGCUUUCAUCAUGUCAACUUGUAGAGCUGUGAAAUACCCGAACUCAUGUUCGGGUACCAAGUUUAGUUUCGCCAGCCACGUUUGUAUGUACGAAUAAGGCGUGAAGUGAGUCUGAGUUACUUGCUGUGCGUAACCCUCUCGUAUUGAUGUAUGUAAUCACCUCCGGGAUGUUGCUCGUGCAUCUUGGGGUUGUGGAGAGUAUUAACUUGGGGUGCUUCUUGUUUUGCGUAAA